Messenger RNA from Dictyostelium purpureum, 1075 nucleotides. RefSeq lists its product as uncharacterized. The record is from RefSeq and is a predicted model, not a curated record. Lineage: Eukaryota; Evosea; Eumycetozoa; Dictyosteliales; Dictyosteliaceae. The coding region runs from base 169 to 933 and encodes 254 amino acids. The transcript has 4 exons.
CUCCUACCAGUUUUACGUUUUUAUUUUUUCCAACCCUCAUUUAAUAUAUUCGAACCUAUAUAUAAAUAAAUAUAUAAAUAAAUUAUUUAAAACCCAGUGUUGUUUUUAUUUUUUAUUUUUUUUUAACAUAUAUUUAUUUAUAAUUUAUAUUUUCGGAAAUAAAUAAAAAUGAGAUUAUUCAUUACAGUUUUUUUAGCUUUGCUUUCAAUUUCGCAAGUAUUUGCAGAUUCCACAUGUAUUUUUCAACUCCCAGAUAACCGUACACUCGACUUUUCAGCCUUAGAUUUAUCUACUGUUUCCCCAUAUGUAUACAAUGUACCAGAUGUUAAGAAUACAACUAUUACAUUUAAUUUUUGUGGUGAAGCAUCUUAUUGCACAAGUAAAGAUCCAGGAUCAUCAAUUUGUUCAACCAAUUCUACAUCCAAUACAAUUUUAUCAUUUGGUAGUUUUUCAAGAGGUACUGCAAACACUGCACCACUCCCAAGCGAUAUUUCAGGUACUGGUAUUCAAUUGAAAUAUUCAGGUGAUCCAAAAAAAACCUGUGGUCCUUCAGGAACUAGAAAUUCAUAUCUUAAUUUAGUUUGCGCUGAUGUUUCAGCUCCACAAGUAGUUAGUGCUAUUACUCCAUGGGGCCAAAACGGUGUUGUAUGUCAAAUUACUCUUCAAAUUAAUGUACCAUGCCCAGGUUUCUCCUUCCCAAAGAAAAAUGGUUUGGGUGGUGGUUGGAUCUUUAUCAUCAUCUUAUUAUCAGGUUCAGCAGCUUACAUUAUUUUUGGUUCAAUUGUUAAUUGGAAAAUUAGACGUCUACAAGGUUCACAUAUUUUCCCAAAUGUUGAUUUUUGGAAAGGUUUCGGUUCAUUAAUCAAAGAUGGUUGUGGAUUUAUCAAAGGUAAAAUCACCGGUACUCCAGGCGGUGAAUAUUCUCAAAUUUAAAUCUUAUAAUAGAAAACAGAGAUCACCUUUAAUUUAUUCGAAAUCAAUUUAAAUAAUAGUUAAUAAUGAUUAUAAAAAUAAUUUAAAUAGUUAUUAUUAUUUUUUCUGUAAAUUUUUAAUUAAUAAAAAAAAAAAAAAGUAU